AGUCGAAAAAGUUUUUUCGUAUUUUGUCAAUAAAUAUCGUUGCGGUGGUAUAUUCCCAGUGAUACCAAUCACAUUAUGUCAUACCAUAUAGUGUUGGAAAGGAGAGAUUUUAAGCUGCAUUUAACCAAAAAAAAACAUAAAAUUUGUGAAGUUUACGGAGACGAUGCUGUAACAGUUCGUGUAGCACAAUAACGGUUCGCACGUUUCCGUUCUGAAAACUUCGAUGUGAAAAAUGCACUUCGCUCUGGUCGACCUAUCGUUGAAAAAGUCGAUGAAAUUAUGGAAAAGAUUGACCAGGACUGUCAUAUAAGCAGCCAUUGCAUAACUAAGGAACUUAGCAUUCAUCAUUAAACGGUUUUGAACCAUUUAAAAAAGGCUGGCUACAAAAAGAAGCUCGAUGUUUGGGUACCACGUGAAUUGUCUGAGAAAAAUUUAAUGUACCGAAUUAACAUCUGCGAUUUUUUGCUGAAACGAAAUGAAAACGAACCAUUUCUGAAGCGAAUUGAAACAGAAGAUCAAAUACGACAAUAUUGUGUUGAAAAAAAGCAUGAUCCAAGCGUGGUGAAGCUCAACAAAUGGUCACAAGGCCAGGAUUGACGACUCGAAAGGUUAUGCUGAGCGUUUGGUGGGAUUGGAAAAGAAUCAUCUAUCUAUGAGCUGCCCCACCCCGGUAGAACGAUUGAUUUCACAUUUUACUGUCAACAACUGAUGUGAUUGAAGCAAGCAAUUGAAAAAAACGGCCAGAACUGAACAGAAAGGCCUUCGUCUUCCAUCAGGACAACGCUAGACCUCAAACAUCUUUGAUGACUCGCCAAACAUCAAGAGAUGGGUCGCUUCGUUCAACGUAUAGUGAGGAAAGUAUAGCAGCCGUAUUUGAGAAUAAACAAGAAGACUGUGGAGAGUUGAUUCGGCGCCGUUCGCAACAACUCGGACUGACGUAUGGAACGACUUGACACAUCUUACAUCGAGAUCUUAAAUUGAAAGUAUACAAAAAACAGCUUGUUCAAGAACUGAAACCGCUCGAUCUUCCCAAGCGACAUCGCUUCGCUCUAUGGGCUCUUGAAAAGUUCCAAGAAGAUUUGACGUAUACGAUCCAUACUUUGUUCAGCGAUGAGGCCCAUUUCUGGCUCAUUGGUUAUGUAAACAAGCAAGAAUUUCUCAAUUGGGGCAAAGAGCAACAAGCAAAGGUUCAAAAGCUGUCAUUUCAUUCAGAAAAACCAAGAGUUUGGUGUGACUUGUAGGCCGGUGGAAUCAUCGUGUCAAGAUAACCGACUAUUUGAUGCCUGAAGAAGUUAAAGCUCGUGAUCUCGGCGACAUUUGGUUUCAAUAGGAUGGCGCCACUUCCUAUACAUUGCUUCAGUCAAAGGAUUUAUUGAAAGAAUAAGUCAGUGAGCAGAUAAUUUCACGUUUUGGGUCGGUCAAUUGGCCAUCAAAUCCGUGUGAUGUAAUACCGUAAGACUUUUUCCUAUGAAGGUAUGUAAAGACUAAAGUCCAUGUGGACAAUCUCGCUUCGAUUCAGGCUUUGGAACAAAGCAUCACGCGCGUCAUUCGCCAGUUACUAAUCGCAAUGCUCGAAGCAGUCAUCGAAAAUUGGACUCAACGGAUGGACCAUCUGAGACAUAACCAUGGACAACAUGUGAGAGCGAUAAUCUUCAAAAAAAUAUGUAAAUGCCAAAGGAAGCUCUUUUGAAUGAUAUUAAACAUUCCCCACUAAAUUAAAAGUUUCUGUGUUUUUUUCUUUAAAAAAGUAGGGAACCUCGAAAUGGAUCAGCUUUUUUAAUGAAUUGCACAAAUUCUUUCCUUCUACAAUAGAUAUAUUGAGCUACAAUGAAGAUAUUUGAAUAUGAUUUAACACAAAUUAUUUUUCUAUUAUGUCGCAUCAAAAAAUGGUUAAAAUCGAUCUAUAUUUCCGCCAUUAGAUGCCGAAUAUGAGAACUUGCUACAGCUGAACUUAUACCGAAUAUAUCGGUCAGUUCGUGAAAUACACAUUUGGCUGCGGUUUGUGUUAUCGUUUGAUUUACUAGGAAGAAAGAAGGAAUGAACAAGAAAUCAUUCAAAGAUUUAUUUCGCAAGCGCUUUCUGUGAAAAUAAGCGAGUGAUAAGAAUUACAGAGGCAGACUUUAAUGUUUUGAAUGUUUAGUUAUUUUUUGACAGAUGUUUAGUUAUUUGUUGCGUUGCGUUGACAUUGCUCAGGAGAUGUUGGACUCAGUCCGCGACUACCCAGAUCCGCUUCAGACGUACAUAAACUGGUGACGAAUCAUUGGUUUAUGGUUAUGACGUGGAAAUCAAAACACAAUCGUCCCCGUGGGAGCGUCGCAUAACCUAAGACGGAAAAAAGCACACCAAGCCUGGUCGAAUUUGUGGAUUUUGCUAGCAGUUUUCUUCGAUGUAUGAUAAAUGAGGUCUUGCCAAAGGGAUUAUUGUUUGUGAGCCGUAUUUCACAGAUCUGACCACAAUGACUUUCUUGUUCCCAAAACUGAAGAUGUCCAAGAAAGUACUACGCUUCGCUACGAUUGAGGAUAUAAAACUGCGUCGAAGGAUCGGGAAUCAGAAAAAAUUACUUCUUUAAGUGCUGUGAUAAUUGGAAAAAUGCUGGCAGCAGUUCCCUAUAUCUGAGGAAGAUUACUUUGAAGGGAACAAAAUAGAUAUUCAUGAAUAAAUAAACACUUUCUUAAGAAACACAAAAUGUGUUAUACUUUUAGAGCAAACCUCGUAUUUAUUUACAGUGCAGUGCAGUCCAUUAUACCAGUCGGGAAAGUCUAUGUAUAUUUGCACAAUAAAAUGAAUCAGACCGAAUAUUUGGAAGAAUUUGAUUUCAGCGAAUUUUCAGUUUGAUAAUUUAUGGUAUGGUACUUCAGAGGAAACUACUAACAGUCGGGUUGUGUAUUUCUGUGAAGUCUUGUUUGAAGCACUCAGAGUGCGACCACAAACUUUUUUCAUAUGGUACAUUGACCUUGGUGAUUGUUUUCCUUCAAUAAGGGAUUCUUAAAAUAUGCUUAUGCUAUUAUCAGCAACGAUAUGUGUUCAAACCAAAUUUUCUCGCAAUAAAACUCAACAUGCUGAAGCUGAAUGUUUCAGUUGUUGAGUGAACAAAACGACGAUCACACGUGCGAAUUAUAGCGGACUUGAAGGUUGUUUUGCAAGCGCUCAAACAGCAGACACGGGAAAGCUGGGGCUAUAUAAAUAACGGUAGUGUUGCACGCUUGCACUCAAGAUAGUGAAAGAGUAGUGAAAAUAAGUGAAAUAAACUGGGUAAAUGCAAAUAUCAAAGAGUUCCACGCAUUCGAGCUCUAUAUAAAUACAUAAGUGGAAUCGAGACAACGUAGAAAAGUGCAUACUAGACUGUGGCACCACCCACUUUUAUGAUAAAUUGCUUUGCAACUUUCUUAUAGGCAACAUUAGAUUUCCAAGCAAAAUGCACAGAAUACCGGCAAAUAAGCUUAAAGAGCACACUCGGUUGUUUAUCUUUCUCAUACUGAGCGCUCUCAGUGCUGCGAAACAAUACGACGAGGGUGAUUUCUGUGAUUUUACGGGUUACAACGGGAUAUGCUUGAGCGCCACAAAAUGUGCUAACUUACCGGCCUUGGCGCAUACCUUGGGUUUGAGGCGAGAGCAAAUUGGUCAUUGUGGUUUUUCGAUGAAGGAAGAAAUAAUUUGUUGUCCUUUACCAUUACCGCUUCAAGGUAAAGCCGAGGGCAGCACAAAAGGUAGCGAAGACGAUCGAGUACCCGCUGGACAGGUUGGACGACGAAUGCAAGAGAUUGACAUUUCCGCGCCAAAUUACGUGAGAGCUAAUUCACCAUGUGAGACGAGACACUAUAAUGGCACAUGCAAGACAAAAAUACAGUGCAGACAUUUAGCCGCUAGCUUGGCCGAUAUGCGUUUAAAUGAUAUGGAUGUGGCAUAUUGCGAUCAAGAAGAUUUAAUUUGUUGUCCCAAUAUUGAGCGACCAGCUGUUCGUGCUUGUCGAGCCAUUGAACGCAAUUUAGGGCCAUAUCAAGGGGGACAUGUCACCGGUGGCCAUAAAGUGUUCGCCACGGAAUAUCCUUUUAUGGCUCACAUUUCUUAUGAUCGCCCGGAUUAUAUCUGUGGUGGCACAUUGAUUCAUGAGCGUUUCGUGUUAACAGCAGCGCAUUGUGUCAUAGUAAGGGAAGGUAAAGCCAAAAAAGUAAUUUUGGGUGUUGCUAAUAUAAAUGAUCCUAAAGAAGCACGCUAUCGGCAAGAUAUAGAUAUUAAGAGAACGAUUGAACAUGAGCAAUAUUCAAGCUUUUCAGAGUAUUUCGACAUUGCAUUGAUUGAAUUGGCUAAACCGGUCAAUUACAGUCUAACCGUUUAUCCGACAUGCCUGCAUACUGAUCAAACCGAGUUACCUGAUGGCACUGAACUAACUACGGCUGGAUGGGGAAUUACUGAGAAUAGAAAGACCUCAGAACAUUUAUUAGCGGUACAAGUGAAUAAAUUAUCGCUUUCACAAUGUAAUGAACGUUAUGCAUAUGCAAUUGGACGUGCUAUAAAACAUGGUAUUGACGAUACACAACUCUGUGCCCUUGCGUACGGAAAGGAUUCGUGUGGCGGUGACUCCGGUGGCCCUUUACUUCUAAGUGAAAAUGCGGCUAAAAAUACGUACAGAGUCGUCGGGAUCGUUUCCUUUGGUUCAAAAGUAUGUGGCGGCACCUUACCGGGUGUGUAUACCAGAGUGUCAAAGUUUUUGGAUUUCGUUGAAGCCAAUGUCUGGCCGCAUGGACGGCAAUCGUAUUUACACAGUAUAUAUCAUUAAUUAAUAGAAAUAAUUAUAACUAAGUAACUUGAAAAUAAAAGUAACUAGAACUAUUUUAAUUGUUUGUGGAAUAAAAAAAAAUCUAUGAAAAUUUUAAUAAUAAAAUACACGAAGCUAAU
This is a messenger RNA of Bactrocera dorsalis (oriental fruit fly), 4896 nucleotides long. Its product is annotated as serine protease Hayan. Gene Ontology annotation, biological process: proteolysis. Bases 3416 to 4777 code for a protein of 453 amino acids. Gene Ontology annotation, molecular function: serine-type endopeptidase activity. Lineage: Eukaryota; Metazoa; Arthropoda; Insecta; Diptera; Tephritidae. The transcript is spliced from 8 exons. The record is from RefSeq and is a predicted model, not a curated record.